AUGAGCAGGAACACUUCGCGCGGCUCCAGCCCUGGAGGUGCUGGCCCUCCAGCAGAAUCACUACUAGAUCUCAAGGAGCAGCCUCAAGGCCGGAAUGCCUUCACUGAACUUAUGGCCCCAAAACCAAAGCAGCAUAACCCACAGCUUCCAAAAAAAGAUCCUAUAUCCACCUCCCACAAAGUCUCAAGCCUCUGCAAAAGCCGCGAUGGUCUGGGUGAAUACAUCGAAAAUCCGUCAUCAUUUCCCCCCACUAGAGUGCUCUAUUAUAACGAUGACUUUGUCGCCAUCCACGAUCUCUACCCCAAAUCCUCCCUUCACCUCCUCCUCCUGCCUUGCGAUCCUACCAAGACACACCUCCAUCCCUUCGACGCCUUCGAAGAUCUGGACUUUUUGCGGAAAGUCCAAAAGGAGACGAAGAAAUUGAAACAGUUUGCGGCUGCAGAGUUACGGAGAAUGUAUAGCACAGUGUCCGCUCAGGAGAGAGCUCGGCAGGAAGCCAUGGAUGCCGACCCGCCGCCGGACGAACUACCCCCCGGCCGUGACUGGGAGAAGGAGAUCAUGUGCGGCAUCCAUGCCCACCCUUCUAUGAAUCAUUUGCAUAUUCAUGUCCUGGCUGUAGAUAGGUUUAGUUCUUGUCUGAAGCACAGGCGCCAUUAUAAUAGCUUUUCGACGCCCUUUUUCAUCGAUGUCCAGGACUUUCCGUUAGCCAAGGAUGAUGUCAGGAGGCAUCCUGGGAAAGAAGGAUAUUUGAGGUGGGAUAUCAAGUGUUGGAGGUGUGGGAGGAUGUUUGGGAACAAGUUUAAGCAGUUAAAAGACCAUUUGGAGGAGGAGUUUUUGGAUUGGAGGACACUCUGA
Messenger RNA from Paracoccidioides brasiliensis Pb18, 855 nucleotides. RefSeq names its product DNA 5'-adenosine monophosphate hydrolase. The transcript is spliced from 2 exons. Gene Ontology annotation, molecular function: DNA 5'-adenosine monophosphate hydrolase activity; single-strand break-containing DNA binding; single-stranded DNA binding. Gene Ontology annotation, biological process: double-strand break repair; single strand break repair. The record is from RefSeq and is a predicted model, not a curated record. Bases 1 to 855 code for a protein of 284 amino acids. Gene Ontology annotation, cellular component: nucleus.